CUGUACUUUCUCUAAUAUCGUUAGUUUCUCUUCGUCGGGGCUCCUUGUCUGUCGAAAAUCUAAAUCGUCCUGCUCGUUAACCGCACAAUGAAAAGGGAAGCAUUUUCAUAAUUGCUUCAUUUACGACAUCUUUUCUAGUAUUACUUUUCACUUUUUCUCUCUGUGUAGGGGAAAGGUUUGUUGCUGUUGCUCCGUUUGAAUCUCCUUGUUUGUUGACUCUGUGUCUUUGUUGCCCGAUUUCCCCCCUGAUCUGGAUUGGAUCAGGAUCUCUCUCUACAGGGAGAGAGGGGUGGGCUGGGGCUUUUUCAAUUGCGUCGCUUUUUGGAGGUUUCUUCGAUUCUUUAGGGGCUUAACGGAGACGCAAAAAGGAGGAGAAGAAGAAGAUACUCCGAGGCAUGGAGGGCAUCGACAUUUCAAGGUAUUCCCAUAGCCCUGUGCAUAAGGCUGUUGCCAUGAGAGAUUAUGCGGGCCUCAGGAAGAUACUGGCUGGUCUACCCCGGCUUUGUGACCCUGCUGAAAUUCGCACUGAAGCGGCUUCACUGGCUGAGGAGGAGAAAGCUGAUGCAAUCGCUGCAGUUAUUGAUAGGCGUGAUGUCCCUAAUCGCGAUACCCCUCUCCAGUUGUCUGUCAAACUUCGCGACGAGACUGCAACUGAAAUGCUUAUGGUUGCAGGUGCUGAUUGGAGCUUGCAAAAUGAGCAGGGAUGGAGUGCACUCCAAGAAGCAAUUUGCAAUAGAGAAGAAAGAAUUGCUAUGAUCAUAUCUAGACAUUACCAGCCUUUGGCUUGGGGAAAAUGGUGUAGAAGGUUGCCUCGCUUGGUGGCAACUAUGCGAAGGAUGAGGGACUUCUACAUGGAAAUCACAUUCCAUUUUGAGAGUUCUGUAAUACCUUUCAUUUCCAGGAUUGCCCCAUCAGAUACUUACAAACUAUGGAAGAGGGGAGCAAAUUUAAGGGCAGAUAUGACUUUGGCUGGUUUUGAUGGUUUUAAACUUCAGCGUUCAGAUCAAAGUGUCCUUUUCCUUGGUGAUGGGUCUGAGGAUGGAAAAGUCUCUCCUGGAUCACUUUGCAUGAUCUCGCACAAGGAUAAGGAAGUUAUGAAUGCUUUGGAGGGUGCUGCUUCUCAACCUUCUGAAAAAGUGGUUCGACAAGAAGUGGCUGAAAUGUCUCAGACUAAUUUAUUCAGACCUGGUAUUGAUGUGACUCAGGCAGUUCUUUUGCCACAGUUGAAUUGGAGGCGGCAGGAGAAAACAGAAAUGGUGGGGCCAUGGAAGGCUAAGGUAUAUGAUAUGCACAAUGUGGUUGUUAGCGUCAAAUCCAGGAGGGUCCCAGGAGCAAUGACAGAUAAUGAGUUCUUUUCUUCUUGCAAUGAAAAUGAAACAGGAAGUGAGGAGCUUGAUGACGUUUUGACAGAAGAGGAGAGAAGGCAACUUGAAGUUGCACUGAAAUUAGAUUCAUCAGAUGAAAAUGCUGAUAGAUCUAUAGCUCAUAACCAUAGUUACUGUGAGCAGCAAGAGAUUACCAUGGAAGAUGCGAAUGGAUUCCGAAAUGGGGAGAUUAAAAACGAGAAGAAAGGAUGGUUUGGUGGAUGGAGAAAAGGGGAUCUGAAAGUGGAAGAGAAAAAAAAAAGUGCCCCUCCAAGAAGUUCUGUCAGCACAGAUGAGGUUGGUGAUCUAGUAGGGGAAUCUCCUUCCAUUAGUCAGACCAAACCAGGACAACAUUCUGAUAUUGUUAUGAGCGAUGAGCGUCGAAUGGGGAGGGAUACUAAACUAUCCAUGCCCUCAAGUUCUACUAGUGGAAAUCGGCGCAAAGAAGGAAGCCGUGAGAACGAGUAUAAGAAAAAAUUGCGGCCUAUUCUAUGGCUUUCCCCACACUUUGCCCUACAAACUGAAGAACUCCUCCCUUUGCUUGAUAUACUUGCAAAUAAGGUUAAGGCAGUUCGUCGCUUAAGGGAGCUGCUCACUACAAAACUUCCGAUGGGAACUUUCCCUGUCAAGGUUGCUAUCCCAGUGGUUCCCACCAUCAGAGUACUUGUUACAUUUACAAAGUUCGAAGAAUUGCAGCCAGUGGAUGAGUUUACCACACCUCCUACAAGCCCUACUGCUGUGGGUCAUGAGAGCCCAGCAGUUACACAAUCCUCUAGUUCACCACGGUUUCAGUGGCUAAAGGCCACAUCCACCAGUGGUUCUAGCAGUGGGAUCGAAAAUAUUGAAGACCCAUUUGCAAUUCCUGCAGAUUAUACUUGGGUUUCAGCUGAGGCCAAGAAAAAGAAGAUGCAGGAGAAGAACAAGUCGAAGAAAGCAAAAAGUCAGAACAGAACCAAUGAAGUAAGAGCUGGUAGAAAACACAAGGUAUAAAUGUUCUAGAUUUGUAGAAGGAACUCGGCUGACUCCAAAUAGGGCUUAGCGUUUCGUUUAUUCAUGAACUUUUGAUUACUGUAUUGAUUCAUACUACAGUUGCCUGGCUCUGGGUGGAUAUCUUCAUAAUUUAGAUUACUCACUCGAGAUUCUAUUUAUGCGUUGAUGUUGUAGUGGCUGUUGAUGUAACUUAUGAGGUGGUUCCAUUUACACCUGAAAAUGUUAUUACUUUGUGCACCUUUCUUUGAUUUAUUUUUUGAUGGAGUAAUUGGAAAACGAAAUGCCAAAUUUAA
Messenger RNA from Tripterygium wilfordii, 2647 nucleotides. Its product is annotated as ankyrin repeat domain-containing protein 13C-like. Lineage: Eukaryota; Viridiplantae; Streptophyta; Magnoliopsida; Celastrales; Celastraceae. Gene Ontology annotation, cellular component: cytoplasm. The record is from RefSeq and is a predicted model, not a curated record. The coding region runs from base 396 to 2354 and encodes 652 amino acids. The transcript is spliced from 3 exons.